Messenger RNA from Acanthochromis polyacanthus (spiny chromis), 3191 nucleotides. Its product is annotated as transcription factor 23-like. Gene Ontology annotation, biological process: developmental process; regulation of transcription by RNA polymerase II. The record is from RefSeq and is a predicted model, not a curated record. The coding region runs from base 1419 to 2027 and encodes 202 amino acids. Lineage: Eukaryota; Metazoa; Chordata; Actinopteri; Pomacentridae. The transcript is spliced from 4 exons. Gene Ontology annotation, molecular function: RNA polymerase II transcription regulatory region sequence-specific DNA binding; DNA-binding transcription factor activity, RNA polymerase II-specific; protein dimerization activity.
UUUUGUCCACGUGUGUAGCACUUUUGCCUUGCAGUAAGAAGGUCUCCGGUUCAAAUCCUGGCCUGGGCCUGGGAUCUUUCUGCAUGGAGUUUGCAUGUUCUCACUGUGCUUGUGUGGGUUUUCUCCGGGCACUCCGGCUUCCUCCCACAGUCCAAAAACAUGCUGAGGUUAAUUGGUUACUCUAAAUUGCUCUUGGGUGUGAUUGUUUGUCUGUAUAUGUAGCCCUGCGACAGACUGGCAACCUGUCCAGGGUGUCCCCUGCCUUCGCCCGAGUCAGCUGGGAUAGGCUCCAGCACCCCCCGUGACCCGAGUGGGGAUAAAGUGGUGUAUAGAGAAUGAUGGAUGGAUGGAACCUGAAAACUACACCCAUGUGAUGGUCAAGACCAAACUUUAUCUUUAAAAUUGGCUCAGAGGCACGUGUUGCCAUAGUAACCGACAAAGAUUAAUAAAACUUUAUAGCUGGGACAAGGACAAGCUGCACCACAACUAGGACUGAAAAUUUAGGACUUGCCUAAAUUUAGAUUUGACUGAUCUGGUUGGUUAUCUCUUGUUCUGGAAUAACCCACUUGUGAUGUGCUGUAUAAGAUCGCGUCACAAAAUCAGGUUUAUGACUUUUUGAAACAGUUUCUUAUGAAGGUCAGAUUCAAUCUAAACAUGUCUAAAAGCCCCAAAUGUUCUCAACCAAAGCAAAAUGCAUUUCUGCCUCUCUUUGGUAACUUUUAAUGUCGCUCUGCCCUGAGCCUCCAUCCCACUCUGGCCCAGCUGUUCGCAGAGCUUUGAGUUUCCCAAGGCCCCCAGUGCCCUGGCUCGGGACACCCUCUCAGUGCUGCACUCCCCCAGGCCUGACUGCCUGCCUGCCUGCUCUUCUUGGCAACCAAACAGCCAUGGGAGGAUCAGGAUGACCGGGCGGCUGAGAUAAGGACCACAUGAAGUUCCCCACAUUACCUCACCCGAUAAGGAAACAAGCGGAGAGAGACGGAGAGGCAGAGCGAGAGUCAGACUGGGAGGAAUUCUGCGGAUGGACAGUGAUGUGCAGAGAGGCAGCCGCUGGUUGUGGAGUUUUCACCAGUUGUUGGAGGGUCUGAGAGGAACUUUGGUCCUGCAGAUGCCUCGUGAACUCUGGAGAGGAGCUUGGAGAUGCCUGAACAGAUAGAAAUCAUCUCAAAAAUGACACCAGAAGGCUGUUCACCAAAGAAAAUCUAGAUCAGACUUCAAAGUCGAACCCUGACCAGAUGGGAAGAUGACCUCAGACUGUGUGUUUUGUUGUGCAUUCACUAAAAUAUCUCGUAGAAGAUAAUAAUUUCCACAACAACCUCCAGCGCUUGAAAGAAAACCUCCAUCCAGCCAAUGAAAAUAGACGGAACAAAAGUGAUUUAAGUUCUCAAGAUUUUGCCUGGGAGGCCACUUCGGCAGCAUCCAUGGCGGUGAAUCCUCUGGAAGGUCUCAUGUCGGUUGCAGUGAACCACCAGCUGGUCUCCACAGAUCCACAGAACCAGCAGCCUCCUGCAAAUGACAGCCCAGCAUCCCUGCUCGGACUCCGGCAGAACUCACGGAGCAGCCGGGAGUCCAGGAAGUGGCAGGUGCAGUCUGUGUAUGGGUCCAGGUCAAACUCUGGUUCUGGUUGUGGUUCUGUGGUCCAGAACAGGGCGCUGAGGAGUCAGCACUCCCCAGAAAACGCAGCUCGAGAGAGGAGUCGCGUUCGCAACUUGCGGCAGGCCUUCCACAGUCUGCAGGCAGCUCUGCCCUCAGUACCUCCGGACACAAAGCUCUCCAAGCUGGAUGUUCUGGUUCUGGCCACUAACUACAUCGCUUACCUGACAGAGACUCUGGACCAGGGAGGGACUCUAGCUGAGCACAGUCUGUCCUCCAGGCCGGGAGGAUACCUGCACCCUGUUAAGAAGUGGCCCAUGCGUUCACUGCUGUACUGCGGCAGCGUAGGAGAGCUGCUGUCGGCCAAUCAGACGCCUCCACCUGGACGGGACGGGACACACCCUCUGACCUCUACCUUAGACGCUGAUAAAGAGUGAUAGCAGGACAAUGACGUAACUUUCACCGUGUUUUUUAACUCCAGUCUUAACCAGUGAGGUAGCUACUAUUGAUCAAUGCAAAGUGUGAGUUUUGAUCAGUGACUUUCAACACUACUUUCAAAGCACCUGCUUCGUAGUUGCAGAUGUUUCAACGAAGCAGAAAAUGAAAGAAGUACUUUAGGUCUUCUAGAAGUUAAAAGAAGGCACAAAUUUAAGCACUGUGAAUGGAAAAUGGAAAAUAUAAAUGGUUUUUAAAGCUUUAUUUAAUCUAAAUAUGAAGGUUGGUACUUAAUGUAACCCGCAGCCAUUGUUAAUUCAUAUUUUAAUUUAGAAACAGGCUGUAUGUCUUCAUUAAACCAAAAUGAACGUUUUGUGGGAUUUGUGCAGACAUUUGGAGGGAAAAAAGUUUUCUCACAAGUUAACACUCACAACGCCGAGGUUUAGAUUUAGAUUUGUUGAAAAUGUUCCAUCAUUAUCUAAGCAACAGACAGCAGCAGUAAUGGAUUUACAACAAGGAAAUGAAAAAUCUGCUUCACUUGACUAAUUACACCACAAAUCACUACAUGGAAGAACAGUGUGUAACCUGUUAUCGUGAUUUAGAAGCUUUACAGUGUUUUAUUGUUUUUCAACGUUAAUUUCACAGUAUGGAAGAGUUCAGUCACCUGUGUGCUUUUUAUAUAUUUUGAAGAAAUAAAAUUUAUGUUUGUGAGGAUUUUCUUCCUUUUUAUGUGUGUGUGUGUGUGUGUGUGUGUGGGAGUGAAAGGACGGACAGAUAGACGAGCACUGAGGGAGGAUUGUUGUGGGAACACAGCAGCUGUCUGACCGUUUCAUAUCGGACCACUUAGUUCUCAUUACAGCUCUGCAACCUUUCACUUCCACUAAAACACCAGCUACAAAAACGGCUCGUGUGUGUCGGUUAUUGCUUCGAGAAGGACUGACGCUGUCUGCGGUACGAUGAGAAGGUCUGCAGUGCCAAGAUUGAAUGGUCGAUUGCUGGGUUUGGCUCCUUCCCACUGCUGUAAAAUACUUGCUCAAAGUGAAUCAAAAAGGGAACUUUGGAUUGUUGGGUUCUCUCUGUAAGAUCUUCCCCUUGCUAUGUGAAGUGCUAUGGGAUGACAUAUGUUGUGAAUUGGUGCUAUAUGAAUAAAACUGAAUUGAAUAGAA